AUGGACUUGUUCCACCUCAACGGCCAGACGUUCAUCCUGGUGGUGGACUAUUAUUCAAGGUUCCCUGAGGUGGUGACCGUGAGGAGCACGACAGCUCAGGCAUUCAUCGACGCUCUCAAAUCCAUCUAUGCCCGCAAUGUAAUCCCCCAAGAAGUCAGGUCAGACAACGGCCCACCGUUCUCGUCGCAAGAGUUCGCGGCGUUUGCAGCGUCAUACGGCUUUAACCACAGGACCAGCAGUCCACACUACGCUCAAUCGAACGGAGAGGCGGAGAGGAUGGUGCGCACUAUCAAGGACCUGUUUCGCAAGUCAAAGGAUCCUUAUCUGGCUCUGCUCAGCUAUAGGGACACUCCAGUAGUCAACGGCUUUAGUCCAGCCCACUGGACUAAUUGCGUUGUGUAA
Molecule: messenger RNA, 402 nt
Organism: Dermacentor andersoni
Lineage: Eukaryota; Metazoa; Arthropoda; Arachnida; Ixodida; Ixodidae
Source: RefSeq, a predicted model, not a curated record